AUUUUACGCAUUUUUGAUAGAAUUAUUUACUUGUACGUCCUUGUGCCGUUACGUUUCGGAAACUCGCCUAAACUAUGCUGUAGCGAUUUGUCUGCUACAACGAAACAGUUUGCUAAAUAACAAAACUACUUAGGCAUUCCUGGAUUAAUACAGGAAACUGCACCGUACACAAGCGACACCUGAAACUGUACUGCCUGUUGCGUCAGAGACACGCGUGAUCUGCGUGUCCUGGGUAAAGCCCUUUUUAUCUCGCGAAAAAUAAGAGAUAUGUUUGCUGUCAGACAAGGAAAUCAGCUGUUUAGAGUUUCCGAAACUGCGUUCCACGGUUUGAGUUCAGUUUGUAUACGAAAAGCAAUGGAUUACGCAAAGUUCGCUUUGCCAUCACGAUAUCACGGAUCAGAAAAAAGCGUUUGGGUCGAAUAUAUACAGCUUGCACUUGAGCACAAACCACUGAACCUGGGACAAGGUUUUCCAGAUUUCGCCGCCCCAGACUAUGUGACGAAAGCUUUAUCAGAUGCAACUCUAAGUGACAAUGUUUUAUUAAACCAGUACACAAGAGGAUUUGGACAUCCACGUCUAAUAAGUGCUCUCAGCAAACUGUAUUCAAAGUUAAUUGGAAGAAGUAUUGAUGCUCAGAGUGAAAUUCUUGUUACAUGUGGAGCAUAUGAAGCAUUGUUUGCUUCUAUACUUGGCCACACAAACCCUGGUGAUGAAGUUAUAAUUAUUGAACCAUAUUUUGACUGCUAUGUGCCAAUGGUGCGUGCAGGAGGUGGUGUACCACGCUUCAUUCCUCUUAGGCCGAAAAAAGCUGAGGGUACAGUCAGCUCCUCUGAUUGGGUGCUGGAUGAAAAAGAACUGGAGGGCCUGUUCAAUAGCAAAACUAAAGCAAUAAUAUUAAACACUCCUAAUAACCCUGUUGGAAAGGUCUUCAGUCAGAGAGAACUGGAACUUAUUGCCCAACUGUGCAAGAAAUGGAAUGUUUUAUGCAUUUCUGAUGAAGUUUAUGAGUGGCUUGUCUACAAACCAAAUAAACAUAUACGAAUUGCAUCACUUCCGGGUAUGUGGGAACGAACAAUUACUAUUGGUUCAGCUGGAAAAACUUUUAGUGUUACGGGCUGGAAAAUUGGAUGGGCAUAUGGUCCAGCCCCACUUAUGAAAAAUCUCCAAGCAGUCCAUCAGAACAGUGUAUACACUUGCUCAACACCACUGCAGGAAGCAGUAGCAAAAGGAUUUGAAAUAGAAAUUGAACGAAUGGGAUCACCUGAGUGUUACUUUGAAAGUCUUGCUGCUGAGCUUGUAACAAAGAGAGACUAUAUGGCAAAGUUCCUGUCUGAAGUUGGUAUGAAUCCAACUAUUCCAGAAGGAGGAUACUUCAUGAUUGCUGACUGGUCACCCUUGGAGUCUAAAGUCAAUUUAAAUGAUGAAACUGAUAAAUAUAAGGAUUAUCGUUUCACCAAAUGGAUGACGAAAAAUGUUAAGCUUCAAGGAAUACCACCAUCUGCUUUCUAUUCUGAUGAACACAAGAACCUGGCUGAAAACUUUGUUCGUUACUGUUUCAUUAAGAAAGAUGAAAACCUGCAGAAAGCACAUACUAUUCUGAAAAACUGGAAGAAAUAGUAAUCCUGGUGAACUGAAACAUUAAUUUAAACUGCUUGCUCUUUGGAGUUAUGUCUAAAGUAAAUGCCUGACGGAGGCGAUGUUAAACCUGCUUGGUUUUGUCUCCUGUAAAUUGCAAUCUCUUUUUAUAUUUGUUCCUAUUAAAAAUUUAUAUUGUAAGGUAGAAGUACAUGUACUGAAAUAUGAAAAAAAGGAACAGGUAAAAAAUUCACUUGUAAGUGAAUAAAUUAUUUUAUGAUAAUAA
Messenger RNA from Schistocerca nitens (vagrant locust), 1861 nucleotides. It is a transcript of the gene Kyat, whose product is annotated as kynurenine aminotransferase. Gene Ontology annotation, molecular function: pyridoxal phosphate binding; L-kynurenine:2-oxoglutarate transaminase activity. Lineage: Eukaryota; Metazoa; Arthropoda; Insecta; Orthoptera; Acrididae. The record is from RefSeq and is a predicted model, not a curated record. Gene Ontology annotation, cellular component: cytoplasm; mitochondrion. The transcript has 9 exons. The coding region runs from base 268 to 1617 and encodes 449 amino acids. Gene Ontology annotation, biological process: biosynthetic process.